CCCCGCCUUCACGCCGCAGACGCAACCCCACCGAGAGACAGAGACAGAGACAAAGAGAUACAGAGAGCGAGAGAGAGAGCGAGAGCGAGAAAUCCUGACGUGAUUGAUAGCAGCCAUGCAGAUCUGGAUCAAGACGUUAACUGGCCGCAAGCAACAAUACAGCUUCGAGCCGGACAACCAAGUGAGCAUGGUCAAGCAGGCCUUGCAAGAGAAGGAAGGGAUCCAGGUGGACCAAAUCCGAUUGAUCUACAGCGGGAAGCAACUCGCAGACGACCAUACAUUGUCCCACUACAACGUCGCCGCGGGAGGAACCAUUCACAUGGUGUUGCAGUUGCGCGGAGGCUUGCGGUAGGGGGCUGUUGUAGCUUAGGCUUUCGAGAGCGGACGUGCAGCCUGGGACGGACGCAGAUUGUCACAUGAAGCGGUUGCUCAGCCUCCCUCUUUGAAAGAGGCUUGUUUCUCAGCGGUACGUUGCACCAGUAUGAGCAGGGGCGAGUGGGAUGCACGCUGGGGCUGUGCCACGCCUUUUAUUUCGUUUUCCUUGGACGACCGCCGUUGCAUUUUUGCCGCUUGGGCACGCAGUUUUGGAGGGAAGCAGUACGCGAGCCUUUCGGCGCCGAACAGUUGUGAGUGGUGUGGUCAGGUUGGGCAGUAUUUGUCGAGGGUUUGGAGGCGAGAAUCUACAAAAUCCGUCCAAAGGCUGACAUGACCAUUUUCCCUCCAACUUCCCCUGUUCCCUCGCACUGAUGCGUUUUAGUUUUCGAAGCGCGAGCUGCGCCAUCGUCGAUGAAGGUUGUAUGUAUUAUUUGCCCGUUUGCCGGAUUCUUGAAACGAUGGUUGGCUAGUCACCUCGUUGGUGUGUACACUGGAGACUGGACACGCUGGUCUUUUGUCACUUGGGGCGCGACUAUACUCAGAAUAAGCCAGGACAGACUUGUUACCUUCGAUUCGAUUCGAGUCUGGACAGUAUGGACAUCGGUCUUACGCAAUCUUUCAUGAGUGCUGUAUGAAGUGCAGGGUGGCAUCCUCCAUCGACUUGUUUCGCGAUUGUUGUGGAGUAAACUAUGGCGCGAUCGGUCGGGAUGCGGAAAUUGAAGGAUGUGUGGGUCCGUUUGCAGGCUUGCGAAUGUAAUGGCGAUUGAUCCAGACCGGCAGGCUACUGACACCCCCCCAGGGCGUUGGUAUGGCUACAAGUAGCAGUCUUGGCUUUCGACAUGUAGCACAAUGACACGGCAGGAGCAGGUAGCAGCUUGAUUCUCGAGAUGAAAACUGCUUCCUCAUCUCCUGCUGGUACUGAAAACGCAGCAUUAUGUGUACAUAUUCAAGGUUUCGGCGGCUUCCGCCGCCACGCUUUAGAGAAGCGAGUCCAAGAUACUUGUUUUUGUGCUGAAGACACAUUUUCGUGCUACUGCUGUAGAGACACGAAUGAUGAGACGUGGGCAUCGAGGAAUGAUGUUUGUGUCACGUGCUUUUUUUCCCGACGACGUUCAUGUGUUUUGGCAUGACCGGCUGAAUGCAUACAAUGUCGCAGCUUUUCACCGGUCCCGAGAGGAAUUUGUCACGUGAUGUUUGCGUGUGAUGUGCUUUUCCUAAUGUUGGUGAGCUGCGUUUCUAACGUGAACGAUGGCUAACACAAACGAAAAAGAACCGCGAACUGAACGACUGAAUCUGAUUGUCGGGCUAUGCCAGGGACACCCCCAGUAACAAAUGGCCAAUAGUUACGGAACGACGGGUGGCUCCACAACAACAGAUACAAAUUUACCCCAAAUUGGACGCAGCAGGGU
Molecule: messenger RNA, 1784 nt
Organism: Ectocarpus sp. CCAP 1310/34
Lineage: Eukaryota; Phaeophyceae; Ectocarpales; Ectocarpaceae
Source: the annotation of a GenBank genome assembly